Messenger RNA from Protobothrops mucrosquamatus (brown spotted pit viper), 4339 nucleotides. It is a transcript of the gene RPTOR, whose product is annotated as regulatory associated protein of MTOR complex 1. The record is from RefSeq and is a predicted model, not a curated record. Gene Ontology annotation, molecular function: protein-macromolecule adaptor activity; protein binding. The coding region runs from base 332 to 4339 and encodes 1335 amino acids. Gene Ontology annotation, cellular component: cytoplasm; TORC1 complex. Gene Ontology annotation, biological process: TORC1 signaling; cellular response to starvation; positive regulation of protein serine/threonine kinase activity. Lineage: Eukaryota; Metazoa; Chordata; Lepidosauria; Squamata; Viperidae. The transcript has 34 exons.
AAAAAAAUCCAUGUACACAUCUGUGAUCAUUAUUUCAUCUAGACAACAAUAGAUCAUUGACUACCAGAUAGUUUUCCCUUGUGUAGUGAUUACAUUAUUCCCUGAGAUUGUCCAUUCUGCACAGGAAUUUUCCAGCUGCUGUACAGGGAACACUGUUAUACAGUUUAACAAUAACAUUCAUGCCUCUAUUUUGAAAAAAGCAUCUUCUCAUAAAACAUAAACCUAAACAACAACUAACAUAGUGUCUUGUUAUCCAGUUACUUCUCUUAAAACAUUUCCUUGGAGUAGUGAUUUUUUUCUCUACUGGUGACUUUGGUCCCUACUUUUCCUGAUGGAGUCUGAUAUGCUGCAGUCACCCCUCCUGGGUCUCGGGGAGGAAGAUGAGUCAGACAUGACGGACUGGAAUUUGCCUUUGGCCUUUAUGAAGAAGAGGCACUGUGAGAAAAUUGAGGGCUCCAAAUCACUGGCUCAGAGUUGGCGGAUGAAAGACCGGAUGAAGACUGUUAGUGUUGCCUUAGUACUGUGCCUGAAUGUUGGUGUGGAUCCUCCUGAUGUAGUAAAGACGACUCCAUGUGCUCGUCUUGAAUGCUGGAUAGAUCCUCUGUCAAUGGGUCCACAGAAAGCUCUAGAAACCAUUGGUGCAAAUUUGCAAAAACAGUAUGAAAAUUGGCAACCAAGGGCCCGGUACAAACAGAGUCUAGAUCCUACAGUUGAUGAAGUUAAGAAAUUGUGUACUUCAUUGCGUCGAAAUGCUAAAGAAGAAAGAGUCCUUUUCCAUUAUAAUGGACAUGGUGUCCCCAGGCCAACAGUGAAUGGAGAAAUUUGGGUCUUUAACAAGAACUACACUCAAUAUAUCCCGUUAUCCAUAUAUGAUCUACAAACGUGGAUGGGCAGCCCCUCCAUUUUUGUGUAUGAUUGCUCAAAUGCUGGCCUUAUUGUCAAGUCUUUCAAACAAUUUGCCCUGCAGAGGGAGCAGGAACUGGAGGUGGCUGCAAUUAACCCCAACCAUCCACUUGCUCAGAUGCCCUUGCCUCCUUCAAUGAAAAAUUGCAUUCAACUAGCAGCAUGUGAAGCUACUGAGCUGCUACCAAUGAUCCCUGACUUACCAGCUGACCUGUUCACAUCCUGCCUUACCACACCAAUCAAGAUUGCGCUUAGAUGGUUUUGCAUGCAGAAGAGCGUGAGAUUGGUACCAGGAGUAACGCUGGAUUUAAUAGAAAAAAUUCCUGGGAGGCUCAAUGACAGGAGAACGCCUCUAGGAGAAUUGAAUUGGAUUUUUACAGCCAUUACGGAUACAAUUGCAUGGAACGUCCUACCCAGAGAUCUUUUCCAAAAGCUCUUCCGACAGGAUCUUCUAGUAGCAAGCCUCUUUCGAAACUUUUUGCUGGCAGAAAGAAUAAUGAGGUCUUAUAACUGCACACCUGUCAGCAGCCCCCGUCUACCUCCAACCUAUAUGCAUGCCAUGUGGCAAGCAUGGGAUCUUGCUGUGGAUAUAUGCCUAUCUCAGCUGCCUACCAUUAUAGAGGAAGGAACCGCAUUUAGGCACAGCCCAUUCUUCGCUGAACAGCUUACGGCCUUUCAAGUCUGGCUAACAAUGGGAGUGGAAAACCGCAAUCCUCCUGAACAGCUCCCUAUCGUAUUGCAGGUAUUGCUGAGUCAAGUACAUCGGCUACGAGCUCUUGAUUUACUUGGCCGUUUUUUGGAUCUUGGUCCCUGGGCUGUUAGCUUGGCUUUAUCUGUUGGCAUUUUCCCCUAUGUAUUAAAACUGCUUCAAAGUUCUGCUCGAGAACUAAGGCCUCUUCUGGUUUUCAUCUGGGCCAAAAUCCUUGCAGUGGACAGUUCAUGCCAAGCUGACCUUGUGAAGGACAAUGGUCACAAGUAUUUCCUUUCUGUUUUGGCAGAUCCUUAUAUGCCGGCUGAACACAGAACAAUGACAGCUUUCAUCCUGGCAGUGAUUGUCAACAACUACAACACAGGACAGGAAGCUUGCCUCCAAGGGAACUUGAUUGCCAUUUGCCUGGAGCAGCUGAAUGAUCCACACCCUCUACUGCGCCAGUGGGUGGCAAUUUGCUUGGGCCGUAUCUGGCAGAAUUUUGACUCUGCGAGGUGGUGCGGCGUGAGGGACAGCGCUCAUGAAAAGCUCUAUAGCCUUCUCUCCGAUUCAAUACCCGAGGUUCGCUGUGCGGCAGUCUUUGCCCUUGGCACUUUUGUAGGCAAUUCUGCUGAGCGGACAGAUCAUUCCACUACUAUAGAUCACAAUGUUGCCAUGAUGCUGGCCCAGCUCAUUAAUGAUGGAAGCCCCAUGGUCCGAAAGGAGUUAGUUGUGGCACUGAGUCACCAUGUGGUUCAGUAUGAAACCAAUUUCUGUACAGUUGCCUUACAGUUUAUGGAAGAAGAGAAGAACUAUGCAUUGCCCUCACCUGCUGCUCCAGAGAUUGGAAGUCUGACUCCAGUUCGAGAUAAUCCAUGUACUCCAAAACUCCGUUCUGUCAGCUCCUAUGGAAAUAUUCGAGCAGUCACUACAGCAAGGAACUUGAAUAAGUCUCUGCAGAAUCUCAGUUUGAAUGAAGAAUCUGGAAGCUCUGUUGCAUUUUCCCCCGGGAAUCUGAGUACCAGCAGCAGCGCCAGUAGCACCUUGGGCAGCCCUGAAAAUGAAGAAUAUAUCUUGUCUUUUGAGACGAUUGACAAGAUGAGGAGAGUUAGCUCCUACUCAUCACUGACUUCUUUGAUAGGGGUGUCUUUCAAUAGUAUUUACACCCAAAUUUGGAGAGUCCUCUUACACUUGGCGGCUGAUCCAUACCCUGAUGUUUCAGACCUGGCUAUGAAAGUGUUGAACAGCAUUGCUUACAAGGCAACUGUAAAUGCCCGCCCCCAGCGCAUCCUUGACACAUCCUCUGUCACGCAUUCUGCCCCAGCCAGUCCUACUAACAAAGGCAUGCACAUACAUCAAGUAGGAGGGUCACCACCAACUGCCAGUACCAGCAGCUCUAGUUUGACCAAUGACGUGACAAAACAGCCUGUCAAUCGGGACAUCUCAUCUGUAAGACCUGCAAAUGUUGGCAACAUGGGAGUGCAGUACACUCCCCACUCCCACCAGUUUCCUAGGACAAGGAAAAUGUUUGACAAAGGCCCAGAUCAGAUAACUGAUGAUGCUGAUGAUGCUGUGGGCCCCAAAAAUUUCAUGACAGCAGCAAUGCAGACAGGGUUUUGUGAUUGGAGUGCUAAGUAUUUUGCCCAGCCGGUAAUGAAGAUUCCCGAAGAGCAUGAUUUGGAGAGCCAGAUCCGGAAAGAGAGGGAGUGGAGAUUUCUGCGCAAUGCUAGAGUCCGAAAGCAAGCGCAGAAAAUUAUCCAAAAAGGUAUUUCAAGACUAGAUGAUCAAAUCUUUCUGAACAGGAACCCCGGAAUGCCUUCCGUAGUCAAGUUUCAUCCAUUCACCCCAUGCAUAGCAGUGGCUGACAAAGAUAGCAUCUGUUUUUGGGAUUGGGAAAAAGGGGAAAAGUUGGACUAUUUUCACAAUGGAAACCCACGUUACACUAGGAUCACUGCCAUGGAAUAUCUGAAUGGACAAGACUGUUCUCUACUCCUGACUGCUACAGAUGAUGGUGCUAUAAGGGUGUGGAAGAACUUUGCUGACCUGGAGAAGAAUCCAGAGAUGGUAACAGCCUGGCAGGGUUUGUCAGAUAUGCUACCAACAACACGUGGAGCAGGAAUGGUGGUGGAUUGGGAACAAGAAACCGGACUUCUCAUGACUUCCGGAGAUGUGCGCAUUAUCCGAAUCUGGGAUACAGAUCGAGAAAUGAAAGUGCAGGAUAUUCCCACGGGGGCUGACAGCUGUGUCACCAGUCUGUCCUGUGAUUCUCAUCGUUCGCUCAUUGUAGCAGGGCUUGGAGAUGGCUCCAUUCGGGUUUAUGAUCGACGGAUGGCUCUGAGUGAAUGCCGUGUGAUGACCUAUCGAGAGCAUACAGCUUGGGUGGUGAAGGCAUAUUUGCAGAAACAUCCUGAAGGCAACAUCAUGAGUGUCAGUGUAAAUGGAGAUGUCCGUUUCUUUGAUCCAAGAAUGCCAGAAUCAGUAAAGGUCCUCCAGAUAGUCAAAGGAUUAACAGCUUUGGACAUUCACCCCCAAGCCAACUUAUUUGCAUGCGGUUCUAUGAAUCAGUUCACUGCUAUCUACAAUGGGCAUGGUGAGCUGAUCAACAAUAUCAAGUAUUACGAUGGAUUUAUGGGCCAGAGAGUAGGUGCGAUCAGCUGCCUAGCUUUUCACCCACACUGGCCUCAUCUGGCAGUUGGGAGCAAUGACUACUACAUCUCUGUCUACUCGGUAGAGAAACGAAUCAGAUAA